Messenger RNA from Penaeus vannamei (Pacific white shrimp), 494 nucleotides. The record is from RefSeq and is a predicted model, not a curated record. Lineage: Eukaryota; Metazoa; Arthropoda; Malacostraca; Decapoda; Penaeidae.
UUUACGUUUUGGACCAGGGAUUCGGCGAGGUUGGAGCGUCCUCAAAGGAAACUUUUAUUUGAUCUCAAAAUUUUCUUCCAAAAUGGAGGGGAAACGGAAGGGAGAUUAUAUGGCCGUGGCUGUGCCUACCAAAAAGUCUCGCCAUGAGUUGGUGGCUCAUUCAGGAGAAAAGGGAACAGUAAUUCAAAGUGGCCCACCUAGAACCAGUGGCUUGAUGGCACCCAUUAUGCAGCUCUCAGGCCACCAGGGAGACAUCCUUUGCGGCAAGUUCCACCCUGAAGGAGAAGUCCUUGUCACAGCGGGCAUGGAUAGACAGAUUUUAUUCUGGAAUGUGUAUGGCGAGUGUGACAACUUUGCCAUGCUGAUGGGCCACACCAAUGCAAUCACAGACAUGCACUUCUCGACGGACGGUAGUGCACUCUACACAGCCUCUGCAGACAAGACUGUCAUGUGCUGGGACACUACCAGUGGCACCAGGGUCAAGAAGCUUAAGG